AUGGCAGAAGCGGCUCCUUCUCAGACCGAGCAGAACGCGCUGACAUCUGAUGGCUACUAUGAUCCUGCUCGCAUUGAGGGUGUCCUGCGACACCAACUUGCGGAGCUCUAUGGCAUGAUCACCGCCUACAACAAGAAGACGGUGGACUUCUGCACGCACCACUACGAGGUCUGCAAGCAGGCGCAGAUGGAGAACCACGAGCUCCGCGCCAGGAUGGCAGUCAUGAAGAACUCAGUCUCCACGAAGAACAAGAACAACCGGGAUGAUGCACCGCUGCAGAACCUCAUGUCCAAGCAGCACUUGCAGGCCACCAAGCUGCUGGUGCGCAAGGACUGCGAGGUGCGCAACGCGGCGGUGGAGAACGCGGCGCUCAGGGACCAGUUGGUGCAGACCCAGAGGAUGAUGCACCAGAUGGAGGGCGAGCGAAGAUCUGCCACCGCGGACGGCAGCUCUUAUCAGAUGUCCCUUUGUGAGGUUGAGUCACCGACUUCCUCUCCCAUGAACAGGCCCCAGAGUGGCCGGGUUGUGACCUCCGCGCCCAAGCCUGCCUUUGAGGCGCCUACGAACUCCACGUUGUCGCUGACGAAGAGCUCCAUGGGCGUUGCGCCGCGAGGUGAUCUCGUGCAGGAGAUCAAACUCCCGGGGACGCUCUUCGAUGACGGGGUCAUCUUCAACUCCGACUCUGAGGACUCGUCGGACGAGGAGGAGGAGAACGAAGACGAGGCGAAGAAAAACGGAGUGAGGCGAAGAUCGGGGGUCUUGGACAUGAAGCGGCGCUUGCAGCACAUGCUGGCCUCAAGUGCCACCAGCGUCACGGACCUAUACCACAAGGAGGGCUGCGCACAGCGCAUCGCGCGGCACCCCUGGUUCGACAUCACGGUGAUGUGUGCGAUCACUUUGAAUUCCUUCUGGCUUGGAAUCGAUGCAGCGUGGAAUGACUCGGACGUGCUCAUCCAGACUGAUAUCAUUUUCCUUGUCAUUGAGAACAUGUUCUGCGUCUUCUUCGUCAUCGAGCUGGUCAUUCGCUUCGCAGCCUAUCAGAGGAAGAUGUCGGCCUUUCGAGAUGUCGAAUGGGUCGUUGACCUCGUGCUGGUGCUUUUGAUGGUCUUGGAGAUCUGGGCUUUGGCCAUCAUCCAGCUAGCGACGAUGUCCGGCACUCCCUCGACCUUCAACCCAGCGUUUCUGCGGUUGACGCGAGUCUUCAAGUUCUUCCGGAUGGUGCGCCUGGUGCGUUUGCUGCGCUACAUGCCGGAGAUCAUCAUCCUGGUGAAGGGCCUGGGAGUGGCAUCCCGCUCGGUCUUCUUCACGUUGUGCCUCCUGGGACUGCUGAUCUACGUAUACGGCAUCGCCUUCAAGCACCUGUGCAAGGAGACGCCGGUGGGGCUAGAAUACUUCAAUACCCUGUCGGGAUCAAUGUUCACGCUCCUCUACAGCGCCUGCUUCUUCGACGGGAUCCAUGCACUCGCGCAGAUGAUGUUUGCAGAAAGUAUCAUUUUCGGAGGCUUGCUCAUGUCGUUCCUGCUAUUGGCCCCCUUGACUGUGAUGAACAUGCUGGUGGGCGUCCUCGUGCAGGUCUUGCAGGUGCUGUCCCAAGUGGAGAAUGACUCCAUCACUGCCACAUUCCUUCGUGAGCAGACCGUGAAGGUCUUCAAUCUGAUGGACAUCAACAAUGAUGGGAAGGUUGACAUAGAGGAGUUUUCGCGACUGGUGAAGCAGUCCGGGAUGGUGAAGGCCCUGCAAGAGGCGGACAUCGACGUGGCGGCGUUGAUCCAAGAGGCGGACCUGAUCUUCAAUGGUCAAGAGCGGUUGGACAUCGAUGAGUUCGUGUCUCAGAUUCAGGCCUUCCGGCGAACGAAUCAGGUCACCAUCAAGGUGCCCUGUUCGUGGCAAGGGUACUACGUUUGGUCUCAGCUCUGCCUGCAGAUCCGGGACCAGCCCUUCCUGCUGGCAGAGGAGGGCGACCUCACCGCUCGACGUGAACGAGCUUGGGACCGGGGCAUUGGGAUGGAAGGCGUCGGAUUCAGAGGGUCCAACCCGAAGGACGGGGUCAUGGGCCUGGGGCGGAAGCGGCCGCUGACCGGCGGCCCGAGUCUGCAUCAAAGUCUGGUGGCGCAAGGCCGUCCGGCCACGUACAUCCUGGCCCCGCAGACUGGACGGUACUUAGAGGAGAAGGCCGGGCGCCUGGCGCUGGGUGUGGCCCCGGAGCGCCUGGAGUACAUCGGGCCCUUCACCUGGGUGGAUGUCUUGAACAGUGCUGGCUCGGCCAAGGGAGGCUGGAGCUUCCUCGCCACUGGCAAAGUGAACGAUUUGCCUCCGCGACCUGUUAUGGCAAUGAUCGAGACGGGCACAUCCUACCUGUUGGUGCCAGCCAAGGAGUACUUGAGCAUUGUGCGGUCUUUGGUUCCCACCUUCGACCAGCACUGCGGCUAUGAUGAGGAAGUGGGCAAUAUCGUGGUCUGUGACUGUGAGGCGAAGAACAGCGUCACCGGCGAGGUGGUGCUCCAGAUUAACGCCAGAGAUGGCGAGGAGUACAAGCUGCAGCUGAAUUCGCGCAACCUGCUGCAGGAGGCUCCAGCCAAGAGGGAUCACAAGCACUGGAUGGCCAACAACGAGGAGGUCUGCGUCCUGCAGAUCCAGCAGCUCCCGGCCAACGACAGGGACAGCGCCUACGGGAUCUUGGGCCAUCCCUUUGCGGAUCGAGGCAGCGGCCAGUAA
This is a messenger RNA of Effrenium voratum, 2715 nucleotides long. The record is from the annotation of a GenBank genome assembly. Lineage: Eukaryota; Dinophyceae; Suessiales; Symbiodiniaceae.